Linum trigynum is the source of this 1390-nucleotide messenger RNA. The record is from the annotation of a GenBank genome assembly. NCBI's taxonomy places the organism in Eukaryota, Viridiplantae, Streptophyta, Magnoliopsida, Malpighiales, Linaceae.
CUCGAAGGUUCUGGCAAACCGCAUGAAGAAUAUUCUUGAUAAGGUGAUUUCCCCAAUGCAAAGUGCCUUUGUACCUGGCCGGUCCAUCACAGAUAAUAUUAUGUUAGCGUUUGAAUGUUCCAUUCAAUGAAGCAUAGAAAGAAGGGUCAAGUUGGCUACCUAGCAGCGAAGAUUGAUAUGGCUAAGGCCUAUGACCAGGUCGAGUGGCAUUUUUUGGAAGGGGUUAUGCGCAGGAUGAGUUUUGCCGAUGCUUGGGUAAACGUCAUCAUGAAGUGUGUAUGGACGUUGACUUACUCAGUAUUAGUUAAUGGUCAUCAAACUGAGGUAAUAACCCCAACCAGGGGUCUCUGCCAAGGAGAUCCGUUGUCACUGUAUCUUUUCCUUCUCUGUGCAGAAGGAUUGUCAGCCUAUAUGGAACUAGCAGUCAGGGAAAAGAAAAUUCAUGGGAUUCAGCCAGCUCAGGGGGGGGCCCUACUAUCUCCCAUCUGUUUUUUGCGGAUGACAGUAUCUUCUUUUCCCGGGCAAACAACCAAGAAAGUAUGAAGUUGAAGAGCAUCCUGAAAGACUAUGAGAAGGAAUCGGUCCAGUUAGUAAAUUUUCAGAAAUCUGCAGUCUCUUUUAACCAAAAUACUAAGCCGCAUGCGAAGCUAGAGAACAGCGGGAUUCUAGAGAUGACCCUUAUUGAAAAAUAUGAGAAGUACCUUGGGCUGGCGACUAUGGCAGGGCGGUCAAAGAAUGAAUUGUUUACGGGUAUACUGGAUAGGAUCAGGAAGAAGCUGAAAGUCUGGAAAGAAAAGACUUUGUCUGCUGCAGCUAGGGAGGUGCUAAUCAAGUCGGUAGCUCAGGCCCAACUCACUUAUGUCAUGUCAGUGUUUAAAGUUCCGGAUGGAGUCAUCGACGAGGCCCACAACCUUAUUACCAAUUUUUGGUGGGGGCAUCGAGGAACUGAAAGACGGGCUCAUUGGGUGGGAGAGAGGAGCUAACGAUCCCUAAGGAAGAGGGCGGACUGGGCUUCCGGGACCUCAGGGGCUUCAACGAAGCGCUCCUUGCAAAAUAGUUGUAGAAUUUAAUACGUCGCCGAUUCUCUUAUUGCAAGGGUUCUUAAGGAUAAGUAUCAUAAGCGAACAUCUAUCAUGGAUGCUACUGUGGGUUAUAACCCAAUUUUCGUGUGGAGAAGUUUGUUGUCUGCUCAAGGGCUCUUAUGUAGCGGGCUUCGCUGGCGAGUGGGCAACGGCAGAUCAAUCAGGAUAUGGGGUGACAAAUGGGUUCCCUCUACCCCAAGUUGCUUCAUUACCUCACCUCCAGUAGGCUUACCCAUUGACGCCUUGGUGAAUGAGCUUAUUGAUGAAGAAACCGGGUCUUGGGAUCCUAAUAUAUUGGCAUGUUGUUU